Antechinus flavipes (yellow-footed antechinus) is the source of this 3095-nucleotide messenger RNA. It is a transcript of the gene BCAS1, whose product is annotated as brain enriched myelin associated protein 1. Bases 123 to 2090 code for a protein of 655 amino acids. Gene Ontology annotation, biological process: myelination. Lineage: Eukaryota; Metazoa; Chordata; Mammalia; Dasyuromorphia; Dasyuridae. The record is from RefSeq and is a predicted model, not a curated record. The transcript has 14 exons.
GAAGAAAAGCUAGCAACUAGCUGGAAUUACCUUCUUGGAGCUAGAGGAUCCUCAUCCCCAUUGGAGUAUCUCCAAGAGACGCUGGGGGUCUGACAAUUUCAGGUUGACCUCCUACCAGCACUAUGGGAAAUGAAAUGAGUGUUCCACAAAAAAAUGAAGAGCAAACGAAUGAAUCAUCAACAGACUCUUCACAGAUUGCUUCUGAUUCCGGAUGUGUUCAAAAUGGGAUGCCUGUUCUAGAGUCAGUUCUCAUUGUUCAACAGAAAAAUGAUGCCAGUGCAGAGACAAGUGUUAACCAGGGUAGUAUGGCCACUUCUUUCCAUAAAACAAUGGAGAUAAGCACUGUUUCUGAGGCCAACGGAAAGAAUCUUGGGAAGGAGGCCAAAGCCCCAACACCAGCUGCUAAAUCUCGUUUUUUCUUGACACUCUCGCGGCCUGUACCAGGACGUACCGGAGACCAAGGCAUAGAUUCAUCAGUUGGAUCAGUGAGCCUGGAUGUCAGCUCUGAAAACCCCCCAGCGAACAAAGCAUCAAGUGAGAACAUGAAACUUCCGGCAACAGCUGCACUGGAAGAAGAUUCAAAUAAAACCCAAAAUCAGGUCCCAGCUGAAGCAUCCCUUAGUGCUACUGAGCCACCAACGUCGCUUCUACCUGAGGCAGAGGGUGCAGCCCCUGCCAAACCUAAGGAACCCAGCUUUUUUGACAAAUUCUUCAAACUGGACAAGAAAAAAGAAAAUAUACCAGUUCCCAUUGGAAUCCAAGAGGGAACUGAGAAUACAGAGAACCAACACCUGGACAGAGAGACUCCUGGAUUAUCAAGCCAGUCGAACAAUGUCCCAGAGGAGAAGGACAUAGUUGACAGCAAGGAAAAGAGUGGACAGGAAAACCCAGUAGGUGUCAAUUCCUCAGUCUCUGAAGAUACAGAGAAACCUGAAAUUGUGCAAGAAAAUCUUCAGACUGUAAAUAUAACAGAGAACACUAAUUCCGUCAUGAGUUUCUUUAAAACACUGGUUUCCUCUAACAAAGCUGAAACGAAAACUGAUUCAGAAGACAAGGGAUCGAAAGCUGAGAAGGUCCAGGAUGGACCAACUGGUCAGAAGACAACGGGAGAAGUCCAAGCCAAAGGAGCUAAGAAAAAGAAUCCAGAGAGCCCCAGGCUAGGCUACGCCUUUAGAAAAUUCUUUAGACAUAAGUCUUCAAAAGAAACUCAAUCAACAUCAAAUACCAAAGGUGCUGAAAAGUCACCUGCUUCUUCAGCUAAUACAAAAUCAGACAAAGCCACCUCUUCGUCACCUGAGGCUCAGGGGACACAGAAGAAUACUAAAGGCUUGGACUCUUCAGCUCAGCAACAGACAGCAGCAUCUUCUGAAUCUGCAAAGGAUGGAACAAAGGAGAAAUCCCCCACUUCUCUUCCUCUGGGAAAGCUGUUUUGGAAAAAGUCAAUUAAAGAGGAUACAGUUUCCAAAGGUGCAGAGGAAAAUCAAACCCAAACCCAAACCCAGGAAGCAUGUGAAGCACCAGUAGAGAUUAUAAAGUCCGAGGACAUAGAAGCAUCCUUACAAACUAUAGAGCUGAAUGAAGAAGAAGCUGUAAGUCCUGAGCCUGUCCCAGCCAAGCCCAACACAGAAGAAAACAAGCCACGGAAACCAAACCUGAGGCUGUUUCUCAGACAACUGUCAAUGAGAGGUGAUGGAGAGUAUACUAGUUCAGAAGAAGUCAAUGGGAAAGACUCUAAUGGUCAAGUAAACUCAGACUCCACAGAAAAGGCUAUCACACCCCCUGAAACUGAACCAGCAGGGCCUGGGCAGAAGAACAAAGAAGGUUCUAAGGACAAGAAGCCCACAGCUGAUCAGAACAAGCAGAAGGGAAACAAAAAGGAUGCCUCAGAGCAGGUGAACUCCCCUGAUCGCCGAGGGGCCGAGAAGAAUUCCAUGCAAAAUGGAGGAGACUCCAAAGAAAGCCCCCUGAAGAGGCUGGAGAAGCGACAGUCUUUGGGAGGCUUCUUUAAAGGCCUCGGACCAAAACGGAUGUCUGAUGCAGAAGUGCAAACAGAUCCUGUGUCUAUUGGCCCAGUUGGGAAAUCUAAGUAAUAAAUACCCACAAAGCUAUUGAAGAAUCCCUGCUCACAAGUUCUCCCAGAGUCGAGCUGACUUUUCCCUACCCCACUACUCCUCCCUCCUUUCCACCACUGUUGUCAUCAAUUGAGACCCUUGCCUAAGGAUAAAAGCAACAGCUGAUGUACAUUGAGGUGUAUUAUUUACAUAUCUGGUCCAUUAUUAUGCCAAUCAAUAAUUGUAAAGGUCAUCCUUAAGCAAAAUGUAUGUAGUAUUGUAACUAAAGAGAGGCCAGUAACGUGGAGGGGUGGGAUGAGGGGCCAUUAUUCUAAAUAAGAUAUGAAGUGAUAAAAAUGGCAGCCAUUGGAAAAAAAAAAAGUCAAUUGCAUAAUACUUAAUGUACACUGAGAGGAUUAAGAUUUUGUAGUCAACAAAUGCUUGACCUCAAAACUUGAAAUUAAGUAUAAAAUUGAGAUUGUUUCAGAAUGCUUUCACAGAGUAAACUAAACAGUCCUAAUCUGUUGAAGGUGAUGGUAUCACCAAGUUUUCAGAUUUCUUAGAUCUAAAGAAGGAAUGAUUGAAAGGUUAUUUUUCAAAUAGGUCCUUGAAAGGUAAUGAAAAUGAGGAAAUGUGUAAAGGCUAAAUAGAGAGGACCUGAAAUGAUUCAGAAAAAAUGGGCAUUGUUUUUUGUUUUGUUUUGUUUUUCUUUUUCUUUCUUUCUUUUCUUUUUUUUUUCCUGGCACGGUUUGGGGACUUAAAGUGAGGUAACUUUUUUUUUAAGCUGCAAGUAUCAUAGACCACCAGAGGGAGCCAGGGUCUCCAUUCUCAAACACUGUGCUACUAACACAGAUUCUGUAUCUGCAGUCUUACAUUAUUAAUGUUUUUCAGAUGCCUGAGAAGCCUUCAUCUGUUUUGUCUGACACUUGUCCAGAGUCUUGUCUGUAAUUUCCUAAUGAAAAAUCUGCAUAUUAUCGAGAUUCUGUCUGUUUUACCAAAUUCCUUCCUCUAACCCAGCUUAAUAAAGUUUACUGAAGAUUCAAA